AUGUGCCGUUGUAAUGUCGCGAGAGCUCAAGUGGCGAUCGUCCAACAGCAAUGGAUCGAGAGCAGCUCGGAGUUCUCGGAGCGGCUGCCGGUGGUGCCGGUGCCACUAGCGCGGCACGGCGAGACGCGCGUGGCGUGCGUGGGGCCGGCGCCGCUGGGUGCGGCCGGCCGCGUGGCCGCCGCCGCGUCGCCCGCCGCGCGUGCCGCCGCGCACUGGCCGCGCCUCGAGGAGAUGCUGCUGCACGCCGCGCAAGGCGCCCCGCCCAUGAUAUUCAAGCCCACCGUCGACCUCUACACCGAGCGCACCGACGCCAACCCCAUCGUGCCGCAGGGAGAACCUGUACAAAUUACACUUACGUUAACAAAUCCCUUAAAGAUACCAUUGCUUCUGAAAGAUCUGGAAUUGCUGUGGCAAUUCAUACCAGAUACAGAAGAAACCGAAGGUCCCAAGGACAUCCUUAACAAUGAGCCUUUCUUAGCAUCAGGACGUACAUUGGAAAGUAACGUCAUUUUUAGACAAAAAAUAGCCUCAUGUCUUUUAGAAGGGGAUUGCAACAAAAGAUUGACAUUUUCAUUGACCCCACUACAAGUUGGUCGAUUACUUAUCAAAGGCUUAGCUUUCAAAUUAAUUAACACUGGAGAAGAGGGCAAAGAAAACGGCAACAGUGUUAUUAUCUCGGGGAAAUUAGAUUUACUUUCGGAUGGCAAUGAGUCUGAUAAGCGUUUACAAAUUAUUGUCAUUCCACAAGCUCCAUGUCUACAGAUGACGUUUUCGGAGACCAGUCCGGAAGCGAUCAGCGGCGAAAUAAGAAUUAUAGAUGUGGAAUUCCGCAACGUGGGGCCCGUGGAGAUGAAGAACUUGUACUUAGCAGUAUCCCAUCCUGAUUGCGUCCGUCUCGACAUUGAUGAGCAUAGCGAUGAUUUCAAAUUGCUUUACGACGAAAAAUACCGAAAACCGCCUUCCUAUUCGGAUGAGCGCGCGGCGCGUGCGGGGGGCGCGCACGGACGCGGUGGCGCGGCACUGCGGGCGAGUGGCGCGCGCGCUGGCGGCGGCGGGCUGCGUGCGUGCGCGCCUGCUGCUGCGGCCGCGGCCGGCGCGUGCGCUGCGCCUGCUCGCCUACUACGAGACUGGCCUGCGCCAGCGCCCGCACCGCCUGCUGCGCCACGAGAUGCGUUUCCACACUAUGGAGGCAGUUGA
Messenger RNA from Parnassius apollo (apollo), 1197 nucleotides. NCBI's taxonomy places the organism in Eukaryota, Metazoa, Arthropoda, Insecta, Lepidoptera, Papilionidae. The record is from the annotation of a GenBank genome assembly.